AUGGAUGCAAAGGCAUGCAGCUUCAAGCCAGAGAGAGAGAAUUAUGAGUACUUUCAAGAGCUUGAAGAUGAUGAAGACGAAGCACUCUCUCUUUGUGAUCUUCCAUUGAAUAGCGAAGAAGCAGCAGCUUAUUCUGUUUGGGAUGGUUUCUCCAUGGAAGAUCAAAACUCAUCACUUGAUCAAGAGUUUUUCGAAUUCUUCAGUGAAAAUUUCACUUCUUCUUCUGCUUACCCUAAAGAUAAUAUCAUCUCCUGUGGAAAGCUUAUUCCAUAUAAAGAAGAAAAUGUAGAUGACAAGGCAGAGAACUCAGAGAAAUUACCCAGUAAGGCUAAAGAGGCUAAUACAAACUCCACCUUCACUUGGAAAUCAUAUUCUUUAAAUAAAUUAAGAAGCUCUUCGCUGAAGAUCAUACACGAAAAUAGUUACACAACAUGGAAGACUAAUUGUCAAGGGCCGUCGCCGGGAAAGAAUGUUGAUAAAUAUACUUUUCCGAUGAGAAAAGUAUCAUUCGUGGCGAGUCCGACGAAGUCAAGGUGGCAAUUGUUUACAUUUAGAAUGGGAAGAUACCCAAUAGAGAUGGAGCUAAAUGACAUCAAGACAAGGCAAAACAAGCUAAGUGAUGAUAAAAUAAGGCGGAGCAUGAAGAGUCCGGCGAAGUCGAAGAAGUCCAGAUUAGACGAUCAAUUGGCUGAGAAAAGAGAGAAAAGUUGGUGGGGUUUGCUUAGCAUUUUGGGAUGCAAGAGUUAUGAUGCAAACGCCAUGGUUAAGGCUUCAUUGAGUUGCAUACCGAGUGAGAAGAGAAGUUUCAAAUUGACUGAUGGCAAAAACUUAAACCGAGUCUAG
Messenger RNA from Manihot esculenta (cassava), 843 nucleotides. RefSeq lists its product as uncharacterized. The transcript has a single exon. Bases 1 to 843 code for a protein of 280 amino acids. The record is from RefSeq and is a predicted model, not a curated record. Lineage: Eukaryota; Viridiplantae; Streptophyta; Magnoliopsida; Malpighiales; Euphorbiaceae.